CUCUCCCUCCGUAUUUUGAAUUUGUGUUUGUUUAGAGAAAUGCAACUAACCCCCAUAAGCGGGCACCUCCUCCCGCCAAGCCUUCAAAAGAGGGAUUCGCCGUUUCCUUCUUGCCCUGACCAUGCCCACUCGGUUUCUCUGCGCUUUGAUGGGGGAGGUGUCUUUUAAACAAGUGACAAGUGUCUAGUGUGCAGGAAGCCCGCGGCGUCUCUAGCUCACUGUUGCAAGAGAUUGGAGUGCUCCGGGGCCUAGAACUCAGCCUUGGGUCCUCUAACAAACGGACCCCUCUGAUUUGCCUUCAAGAAGCAUCCCAUAGGUUUCCCCCUUUCUCCAAAGCAUCCCAAAUUUCCCCCCUUUCUCCAUCCUGGGCUGGUCAGUUAUGGGGGAGUGAUAAGAGAAUGCGUCCUUAGUCAAAGACACUGAGCACAGAAGAUAAAAGCAACAGAGCUUUUAGUAAUGUCUGUCCGGACCCUAGAGGAAACACCCGAGUUCAGAGUGCCCUCUCCUCCCACGCCACCGGGUCUUGAAAGCAAAUCCCAAACAAACUUCCCAGCCAGUCAGCUCCAAAAAGGUGCGGGGGCCACUGGCUGGAGGAGCAAUCGCCCACUGCAAAGCUGUCUCAGUGACAGAGGAUCAGGGUGUCCAAAAGCAGGUUGCCAAGAAACCACCUCAGGUGAAAUGCGGAGAGGGGGAAUGGGGAAAAGGAACAGAAGAGUAGAAACCUGAAAAGUGAGGAUUCGCAUAAGGACAACCACAGGUCCCUGGGCUAGUUUGGGGAUAGAUGGCAGACACAGUGGUUCUUCUAGGGUUUUAUAUUUUAAAAUGAUAAUUCAGCCUACCCGCCGCACAAGCGCUACAAGGCCCGAGCGGUUUCUGGUGCCCCCUGGUGCCGGGAACUCAGAAUCGGUGAGCAGCGGUUUGGCAGUCGCUACCGUGGCUUUCCGCGCAUCCUUUAACCCGGAGUCCUGGGACCCACCGGGUGCCCACGUGCGCCGCACAAUCCUUUUGCUUUGCUGGGAUGAGUUGGUCCCAGAUGCAGAGAGGAACCAGCUUUCCAAGCCCGAGAGAAAACGAGGGGUCACUUGGCAGAGCCAACCUCAGAGUGAAAAGCUUGGGCUCCCACAAGAGCCGGUGCCUUAAGCUAUUCUCACGCGCCGCAAAGGCCAGGCGUGGCAGGGACAGAUCCAGCCGAUGCUUUGGGUGGACAGCAACAAAGAGAUAAGCAGAGAUGGAUGCCUCGAGGAGGGGCCCAGAUGGAUUCAUGGGAAGAACCUCCUAGGAGACGCAAACCCCAUCUUUUGACCGGAGGGAAUGGGGAGAGCAAGUGUCACCAACUAAAGCGCGGCUUGGAAAGAAGCCGGCCUCGCAGCUCUCAGCAAAGAGCGCGGCGGCUCAGUCUCGGGAUGGGAGGGAACGCUUUCGGGGUGCCCAAGGCUCCCGGCCUAGGAUGAGAUGGAGAGCCUCCUCUGGCGAGGCGGAGAGGGAAUGUUCCAGUGUUUCCCUCCUUUGCCAACGUCGCCACACUUCUGAUUGAGACUCUCCACGUCCAAUUUUAAAAGCCCUCCGUAAGCCAAACUGGGAAAAGGGGAAAAACCCUCUUAAUGCGGAAGGGAAAUCUGGUGCCUCCGCAGCUUCCUGCUGCCGGGCACGGCGAUCCGGGACAGCGCCUUAACCCCGCGCCUCCCUGCUGCUUGGGAUCGCCAGCCAUUUCGCACGCACCCGGGAGCUGGCAGAGCUGGCACCCGGGAGGAGGCGGGAGGCCUCGCCUUCCCCCGCUCCCAGCUCGCGAAGCAAGCGCCUCUGCACUGCCUAGGAGUUUUCCUGGGCCUGCGCGCCGCCGGGAGGGACCCAGAGGCGUCUUUUUCCCUCCUCUGGGGUGUACAAGCCAGCCCGCGCAGCCGGAACCUCGGCGCUGUGUGGUUCUGUCGCUUCCCAAUCUCCGAGUCCAACAGCUGCGGAGACAACAGACGCCCAAGGGAUGGAAAAUGAAUUCGUCUCCGCAGCGGUGGGAGGUGCCGCCGCUGGACGGGAUUCUAAGAUGAAGUUAUGGGAUGUCGUGGCUGUCUGCCUGGUGUUGCUCCACACCGCGUCCGCCUUUCCGCUGCCCGCCGGUAAGAGGCUUCCCGAGGCGCCCACCGAAGACCGCUCCCUUGGCCACCGCCGCGCGCCCUUCGCUGCCCUGACCAGUGACUCCAAUAUGCCUGGAGAUUAUCCUGACCAGUUUGAUGAUGUCAUGGAUUUUAUUCAAGCCACCAUUAAAAGACUGAAGAGGUCACCAGAUAAGCAAGUGGCAGCGCUUCCUCGAAGGGAGAGGAAUCGGCAGGCCGCAGCUGCCAGCCCAGAGAAUUCCAGAGGGAAGGGCCGCAGAGGCCAGAGGGGCAAAAAUCGGGGGUGUGUCUUAACUGCAAUACACUUAAAUGUCACUGACUUAGGUUUAGGCUACGAAACCAAGGAGGAACUGAUCUUCCGGUAUUGCAGCGGCUCCUGUGAUGCGGCCGAGACAAUGUAUGACAAAAUAAUAAAAAACCUAUCUCGAAGCAGAAGACUAGUGAGUGACAAAGUAGGCCAGGCCUGUUGCCGACCGGUCGCAUUCGACGACGACCUGUCGUUUUUAGACGAUAACCUGGUUUACCAUAUUCUAAGAAAGCAUUCCGCUAAACGGUGUGGCUGCAUCUGACUCCGGCUCCAGAGACUGCUGUGUAUUGCAUUCCUGCUACAAGUGCACAGAAAGGGACCAAGGUUCCCAGGAAAUGUUUGCCCAGAACGGAAGAUGAGGACCAAGGAGGCGGAGGCGGAGAAGGACGAAGAGGGAGAGGAGGGAGAGACGGAAGAAGGCAUCCAUCGUGGGAGCCUGGUAGAAGAAGGCCCAGCUACAGAAAACUGGAUAGGAGUGAGAACAGCCGUCUGAGCACUCCAGGAUGGCAGGUGAUGUCACCAGAAGCUCAGGGCUGGUGUCCCUGCUUAGCUGUUGCCAGCGUUUAUCUGAUAACAGUCCAUGGUCACCGAUCGCGGUCCGAGUCGCGGAUGCAUGCAAAGAACCAAGCCAGCCAGCGUAUCUCCUGUGGUUCGUUAUCACGUGUCUGAAGACACCGGGGGAAAUGUGAUGAUUCUGGUGUCACCUCUUGUCACUACGUUUUACUGAUGAAAAUAAGAAAGCUGUAUUUUCCUGUCACUCAACGGAUUCACACCCUGGAAAGGAGAGGGGAAGAGGGACGGAAGCAGAGGCACAGAGAGAUCAUACCCUUUGAAAACUGAGGCCUGAGGUUUACUAUAUCCAGCGUUGGGGGGCGGGAGGGAUGCUUGGUGGUUGAUUUUGAACACCGUGUAUGGAGUAAGGGAGAAGUUGGCUAGGAACCCAAAAGGCUGUCCUCCUGCUUAAAAACAAACCAGAAGGCAUUUCCUUGAUGUCCUCGGAAACAGGAAGCAAGUUGUGGUUAUCGGCAGCAUUCUCCUAGGAGAGCUAGUGCGGAAGGGCCCCCCGGCUGCCCCCAGCAGGGAGACCUCGGGGCCUGUCGGUUUACAGAGACUGACGUUACAUACACAGCUUCAUUUAUGCGUGGUCACCAGUGACCAGAGAAGCUACUCGAUGCAAUGCAUCUGUUUCAAAUACAGAGAUAUAGAGAAGAUAUUUAUUGAGAUUUAAGUUAUUGUUAUUUAUUACCAUUCACUAAUGAAUUUCUCUCUUCUUCCCUUAUUUAUUAAAGUCUCUUUUCAAAGGUGCCAAAGUAUAUGUGCUCACAAAAUACAAAAAAAAAAAAAAGGGACAAAAGGAAAUACUAAUUGGGAACAAGGGUCCAUGCUCUUCAAAGUAUUAAAAGGGUUUUCGCUAGGCAAAAAUCACUUACUUUACCUUUAUAAGACAAUCCUUCACUAACUGCCCCAGAUUUCCCCCUCUUUUUGUGGACAGGGUCUCUUGUGGCCUAGGCUGACCUUGAACUUACUGCUUGGUCAAGGGUGAGCUUGGCUUUCUGAUCCUCUGACUUCCUGUGGUGUUGGAAUCUCAGACACCACACCAUAGCUCCACACCCACACGAGGGAUGGAAGUCAGGGCCUCAUCCCUGCUAGGCGACUCCACCCCAGCCCCUGCUGCUUUUUAUCUGUUAAAGGAGCAUCUCAGCCCUGCCCCCUCACUGGCAGUCCCAGUGCUGAUGCCACCCGGCUCCAUCUCAUCCUUGCUCCGCCCACUGAGCAGAGAGCCCCCUCCCCCCAGCUCCACUGUCUCUUCUGUCAAGCUCUACUUCCCGUCCACAUGUGUGACAUCAUAACCACAUAUACAGAAGGCUGAAUUCCCCUUGGUAGUCCUGGACUUACUGUCACCCAAAGGUGAAAUGAAGGACAUGCCAGGCAGCCAAGGCUUAUCCCUGCCUGGUGGCACCUCUGCCUCCAUUCUUGCCCACCCGCCUACCUCCUCCCUUGGAGGCACACAGGCAGGAGCACAUGGGGAAUCUUGCCGGGAGAAGCUAUCGGCCUUGUCCCUGGCUGGGGCUCAGUUGUCACCUGGGUUCAACAUUUGGGAUCACUUCUAAUCCAAUGGGUUAUAGAAGAAAGACUGGAAGGAAAGAUUGUGGCGUCUAACUGGCCACAGGACAUAUGAGGCCCAUCUUCAUGGUGUAGAGGGGAGAGGAAGUAGAUGGUGGGAAUGGCACCUCUAACUGUCCCCACAGUGUACCCAUCUAGCAGCUGGCAUGUUAGAGUCCUAUGUUAGAGCUUGUUACACAGUUCAUAAAUGGAAUUUUUAUGCAGAAAUUAAUUUAUCGCUUCCUUCAUGGCUGCCAUCCCCCAAUGUAGGACCAAUUGGCCUUUCUUAAAUAAUCACGUCAAAACUUCAAAGUAACCAAGAGGUAAAAGUUGCUGGACAUCCCCCUCUGCCCCCGACUUCCAUGGCCCUAAAGACCCAAGUUAUGUAUGGUUCCACGCCCUCUGCAGGACUAGGAAAUGGAGGCCAGGGCCGCUCUCUCAUCCUCUCCUGCUCAAAAUGGCGAUGCCCUCAGCUGCCUGGCACGAUUCAGAUGUAGUUCAGGAUCCCCUGUUCAAUCCAGAGAAUCCUGGCAGAUGGGGUAGCUGACGUUCCCAGGUCCAGACCCAGCCACCAGCUCUUGGGGGGAGUCCCCUGCUCAGCAUUGUCUACACACUGCAAGCAGGUUCUAAUGGGAGCAAGCUGCCCCACCAAGUCCACAGAAGGGUAAAGUUUGUGAUUUUUUUUCUCUUUAAUGUUGUCAUCACCAUCUGACACAGUAAGGAGCACGCUUCUUUGGAAGUUCUGAUCUCCCUGAUCUGUCUUGGUCAUUUGUGUUAUACAACCAAAGUUCUCUACAGACUUUAUUUUUGUACAAUAUCAUUUUGUAACUUUUUACAAAUAAAAGCUCAUUUUUAUUGCUUUC
Peromyscus californicus insignis is the source of this 5381-nucleotide messenger RNA. RefSeq names its product glial cell derived neurotrophic factor (gene Gdnf). The transcript is spliced from 3 exons. The record is from RefSeq and is a predicted model, not a curated record. Gene Ontology annotation, biological process: peripheral nervous system development; negative regulation of neuron apoptotic process; positive regulation of branching involved in ureteric bud morphogenesis. Gene Ontology annotation, molecular function: receptor tyrosine kinase binding; growth factor activity; glial cell-derived neurotrophic factor receptor binding. NCBI's taxonomy places the organism in Eukaryota, Metazoa, Chordata, Mammalia, Rodentia, Cricetidae. Bases 1979 to 2677 code for a protein of 232 amino acids.